Styela clava is the source of this 2919-nucleotide messenger RNA. The record is from RefSeq and is a predicted model, not a curated record. Lineage: Eukaryota; Metazoa; Chordata; Ascidiacea; Stolidobranchia; Styelidae.
AAUGAAUCCCACAUGAAGCAUGUGUAUUCCAGUACCGACAUUUUACAUGUUCCAACACAUGCCGUAUAAUCUGCUUUUUGGUGCAUAUUUGCAUAAUUCAUAAUUGCGCAUCUGGGAAGAAAUCGACAGAAAAGCGUCGGCAAAAGUAAAAUAGCUGAUUUAAAUGAGACUAAAAGAUAGCAGAUAGUCAUAACGUUAGUUUUAUUUAAAAUGAAUUUGCUAGAAACAGACAAAAGAAAUGUGUAGGGAAAUGCUUAUUGUUGAAAGUUUAUUUGGUGGCAAAUAACUCUCAAAAAGUCAGGUUUACACUGAUGAUUUCGUAGCUUGUUUUACGUAUGUAGCCGCAGAAAAGAGAAUGCGACGCAGAUUAAAUAUAGGUGUUAGGUGCGUUUUCCGUAUUAAACUAGAUCAUAUUGUUUCAUGAACAACUUUUUGUUAUAUAUAUUGAAUUAUCCUUUAGCCUUUAUAUCUAUAUAUCAUAUACAUACUCUAUCAUAAAAUAUUUAUUUUUAGUUUGUGCAUCACCGAAGCCGGUAUAUAUACAUACGCAGCCAUCACCUCAGUCUCCGGCAUGGUCGUCCUGUACUCGUCAAGUAAUAAAGGAUUAUUUGGGCUUGAAUGAUGCUUCAAUAGACGAUACGGCGGAUAAACCGGAAGACGAAAUACCAUACAAUAUGAAAAGCCCCGUUGCCGAGCGCUCUGUACCUAGCGAAGAGGAUGAAGUAAGCUAUUUGAAGUCGGCUCUAGAAACAGUCCCGUUUGAAGAUUCAAAUUACAGUACUUUUGAAGACUACGAAAAGUCAUUGUAUGAAAGUUUGUACGAAAUGAGACUUGAUCCCGGGGGUAUGUUACUCACACACGAGCAAAAUUAUAGAACCCUACCUACGAAGCUAAGCAAUAACGACCGUAGCAUCUUUAACCAAAUUCAGUCCGAAAUCAAUCAAACUCAGGAUCGAUUUAACUCAGACGCGAAAAUGGACACUAAAACAGCAAAUACUAACGCAAUAUCAAAGAAGAAAAUAAGUCGAAUACCGGUUCGAAGUCCAACACAACCAUCCAAAAUACCAAAGCGAGGAAGAAAUUGUAGGAUUGACGAUUCUGAUAAUGCCACAACACCGUCACGGAAACCUGUAGUGCAGUCCGGUCUAUUGGAAUUACCCCGAAUAAGGACUCUUCCUCGUCCAACGCGACGAAAAGAUCAUAUUCAUGAAGAUUCAUCUAAAACGGAAGGAUGGUUGAAUUACCAAGCAAAAACUGCCAAUCGAAAUUCAAGACUGAUUUCUCCGCAAACCAUAAUUUCAAAAUCAGGCCGAGGAUUAAAUUCUACCAUACCUCGCUACAGGGAAAUGAAAAAGCCGAACAUCGUCAAAGGUUACGCACGGACUCUUCCAAAUUCACCUCAGCCUGGAUUAAGGCGGAAUCAACAAUGGUGGCGUCCUUUUUUGUCAAGACUAGAUGAAAUACGGGACUUCUUCAUCGAUUCGCCAAAUAUCAGCCCAACGGAAGUAGUUCGAAGUGAUGUGAUUGGAUCAUUAGCGGAUGAACUGAGAAGCCUAUGCGAAGGUUCGCCUGAGGUAACAUGAGCAUGCAAUAAGAUCUUGCUUAUCAUCUUGCUAAGAUGACACCUUAAAAUUUCAAUCUGUACAUAGAAUGAUCUAUAUAACUUCAACUGCUUGAGAGGAACUUGCAUUAACAUCUAUAAUUGAAAUUUAUACAGUCCUAAACACAUUUCCCUCAUUCGGCUUGUGAUUGGAGCUUAGUUCGGGAAGAGUUAAUGCAUAUGCAGCACGUUUGUCUCAACUCAAUGUGCAAAAAAUAAGACCCCUGGUCCCGUAUUGCCUUUUGCUAUUGCUACAUUCGUUUUCACUCAUAAGAAUUCCAAGGUUAGGUGUUGCUUAUAGGCUAAGAUCGCUCGCUUCAGAUUUGCUGAAUGGCGUAGUUAAUUUGACGACAGGAAAUAACUGUGUCGCAAAUUACAAGUAAUGCAUAAUGUAGUCAACAGUCUAUAACGUCCAAGUAAAUAACUCAAAAUCUAAGAUAUGGGCUCUUUAACUUUAAAAAUGUUAUUGUCAGUAUACAGUAUAUUUCUGUGUUCGGUGUAGGGAAAACACCCCGCAAACAGUAGUGCAUGGCACUAAAAAUGGUGCCAAACUGGUUUGGCGAAUUGUAUUUGAAUAAGCACGUGUCAUCAAAUUGAUAAUGUUUUACCAUAAUUCAAUCAAAACCUUACUUAAUUGAUCCACAUUAUUAGGAAUACAAAUUGACAACUAACCCUUACACUUGCUAUCUAUUUCCGAAAUGCAAACGUAGUUGGGCGUAUCCUAAUUUUAUACGUUUUAAAUUAAAAAUCGAUUUUGCUCUGAAAUGCAAAAAACUAUUCUGCACCAUAUAUACUGAAUUGGGAAUAUUUUAACAAUAUCCUGAAAUUUGUAUUAUUUACUCAAUAUUUUUUGAUAAGGUGUGCUCAUAAGAAGUAUUGUUAAGAGAAAAGGCGCAAAUCGCUUUGUAUAAUUUUAUGAAUUUAACUCUUAUAAUAUACCAAUCUUGGCCCAUUCUUUUCUAAUAAAACCUUUGAUCGUAUAGCGGUAUAGCCCAUCACGCUCAGUUUGCUUUAGUUUAGUCUGCGAACUUUACCAUUAGACCAGUCGAAUUUAUUUUAAUUCCUUUAAAAAGCAAACACCUAUCCUUUUAGAUCAAACCGUGGAAACUAUAGACAUGAGUGUCGUGAACUGCGACCCAACCCCAAAAGUACAUUGUCCGACAUGAUAUUUCAUGUAAAUAAGUAACCGCAAGAAAUAACUUGUUAAUACGUAUUUUAGAUAGUAAUAAGUUAGUGCCACUUUAAUCCAUUUCAAAUACUGGUCGAAAUACUGCGUUGCCGUUGUCCGGAUCGGUAUGCCUACGUAAACUACAACAUUG